CUUCCUCGUUGGUGCACUUGCCAUGUUUGCGGAAGCCUGGUUUUAGCAGCGGCUAGCUGGAAGCUUCUGACAUUAUUUUUUGUGUAUGUUGGCGCCUUUUUGUUUUAUAAUCAAACAUGAAUCUGCCAAAGGGGCCAGAUUCCUUGUGCUUCGACAAGGAUGUUUUUAUGAAGGAUGACUUUGACGUUGACCAGUUUGUGGCGGAGUGUCGAAAGCAGGUCCAGCUGGAGGAGAUGAGGGAGGACCUGGAGCUUUACUAUAAGUUGCUGAAAACGGCCAUGGUGGAGCUUAUUAACAAGGACUAUGCUGACUUUGUCAACCUCUCCACAAACCUGGUGGGGAUGGACAAAGCUCUAAAUCAGCUUUCUGUGCCUUUGGGACAGUUACGAGAGGAGGUCAUGAGUCUGCGCUCCUGUGUAAGUGAAGUGAUUCUGGCUAUAGACAACCAGCUAACCAAACAGGAAGAUCUGCAGAAAAAAAAGGUGUGUGUAUUGAGGCUGAUUCAGGUGGUGCGCUCAGUGGAGAAGAUUGAGAAGAUCCUUCACUCACAGAACUCCAAGGAAUCCAGCUCUCUGGAAACCAGCAGUCCCUUGUUAGCAGGUCACAUCCUGGAGAGGAUUGCUACAGAAUUCAACCAGCUGCAGUUCCACGCUGUACAGAGCAAAGGCAUGCCCCUGCUGGACAAAGUCAGACCUCGUAUUGCAGGGAUCACCUCAAUGCUGCAGCAGUCUCUGGAAGGCGUGCUUAUCGAGGGUCUACAAACAUCAAAUGUGGACAUGGUGCGUCACUGCCUGAGGACUUACGCCACAAUAGACAAGACUCGCGAUGCUGAAGCCCUGGUGGGACAGGUGCUGGUCAAGCCAUACAUGGACCAGGUGAUCAUUGAGGAGGUGGUGAAGUCCAGUCCAAAUGGUCUUCAGUUGAUGUACUCGAGACUGUUGGAGUUUGUUCCUCAUCACUGUAGGCUGCUUAGAGAGGUCACUGGAGGAGCCAUAUCCAGUGACAAAGCUGACAUCGUGCCAGGUUAUGAUUUCCUUGUGAACUCUGUGUGGCCGGAGAUGAUUAAAGGGAUCGAGGAGAGGUUGGCCUACCUGUUCAACCCUGGAAACCCUGACAUAUUCUAUGAGCGUUACAGUGCGAGUAUGGAGUUUGUGCGGCGGUUUGAGCGUCAGUGCAGCUCGCAGGCCAGCGUGAAGAGACUGAGAGUUCACCCCUCGUAUACCAGCUUCCACAACAAAUGGAACCUGCCUGUCUACUUUCAGCUACGAUACAAGGAAAUAGCAGGAAGUCUGGAAAAUGCCAUCAGUGACGGACUAGAGGCAGCACCAGCUGGCAGUGCAUACCACCUGCAGGUAUCUGAGGUGUUGUGGUCCUGCCUCAUGAGAUGUUGGUUAGACAGAGUUUACCUGUCACCUCUGGCCCAUCGCUUCUGGAAGCUCACGCUGCAGCUCUAUGCACGAUAUGCCAAGUUCCUUGAUGAGGUGUUGACGAAGACUCCACCCCCUGAGGUGACCAAAGAGCCAACCAGGCCCCUGCCGAGUUCGGCUUCCUCCACCUCCAGCCGAACGUCAAUGGAUGAAGGUGGCAGUGAGAGCGGGAGUCCUGCCUCCCUUUCAACCAAACAGCUGGUCUAUAUUGCAGCAGACAUCCAGAAGCUGCAGGAGCAGAUACCAGAGUUGUCAGAGAUGGUCAGACAGCGGUUAGAAGCCAUUGGAUUUAAAAACUUUGCCAUUGUUGAAGAUGCUCUAACAGACUCCAAGGCCUGUCUGUCAAGCAGCAUUCCCACUCUGAACACCAGGAUGACCCAGCAUCUGACUGAACGCAGUUGCCGCUUCCUGAAGAGUGCCUCCGAGGUUCCACGGCUUUACCGCAGGACUAAUAAGGAUCUGCCAGUACGUGCAUCAGCCUACAUGGACAACGCCUUACGUCCAUUACAUCAGUUACUGACUGACUCAACGGGACUGGUCAAACCCUCUACAGCACAAGAGUGGCUGCGAGUUGCACUGUCUGACUGCACACAGAGGUACUAUGAAACCAUCUCAGAGGUGCUGAGCUCAGUCAGAAAGAUGGAGGAGAGUCUGAAGCGUUUGAAGCAAGCCAGAAAGGGUGCGAGCACGACUACUACAGCAGGAGCAAACGGUGGACCCACAGACGACAGCAAAAUACGACUUCAACUUGCACUGGAUGUGGAAUACCUGGGGGAACAGAUCCAAAAGAUGGGUCUCCAGCCCAGUGACAUCUCCAUGUUCUCCACUCUGAUGGACCUGGUGAAAGAAGCCCGUGAGCUGGCUGAACAGAACCAGUAAAAAGUUGAGUCCAUAGUAAGUGAAACGCAUUAACACGCUGCAUUGCCUGAAGACUUGUGAUGGAAAAAAACCCCACAUUUGUCCCAGUCUGGGUCAAAGUCAUGGUCUGGUAACUGCUUAUGAUUAUCAGACCAGGAAGAAUGUAGGGCAAAAACUGACACUACUGAAAUCCUUUUGUACAAAAAUAUCUUUAUUUAAUGUAGACUUCAGAAACAUUUCAACAGCAGGAACCUGUCAGUCUUGGGACAUAUCAUGCUGUAAUUGUUGUCGGAAACAGCAAAAAAAACCUCUGUGUUUGAGACUGCAUCAUCAUUAGUUCUGCUUUCAGCACUGUGGAUUAAAGGGACUGCAUGAAAUGCUAUGCAAAAAUAUUGCACCAAUCAUUAUAUGUAGGGCCUGAAUGUUGCAUACCAAGAGUCUCAAUUGUAAACUGUAAAGAGAGAACGUCAAUCAAACAAUAUUUGUCUAAUUUCUGUUAUGUGGUGAAGGAUUCAUCUCAAAUAAACAAGUCUGUCAAUGUGUAACAUGUACAUUUUUGUUAAAAUCAAAGUUGUAUAAUUUAAUUAACACGAUUAACUUGGGAAUAAAAUAAAAGAACUUUGGAUAUAGUUUUGAAUUUGUGCAUUUUAAUAUAAAUGUCAUUAUCUAGCAACAAGUUUCCACUGCAUUCAUCUUUUUCCAACUACAAAGCCACAGGACUCUGAUUAUUGUGCACAUGCCAAAAAGUCAUUAAAUAGAUGCUACAGAUUAAUACACCAAUCAUAGUCAAACUGUGGAGUAAGGAAAAAUAAAAUUUGACUCUGAAUAACUAGUUUUAGAUUUUGUUCUGGAUUUUUCUGACCCUCAGUGUGAGUGAGUAGUACUAUACAGUAAAAACUGCUGCCACAAUGACCAUAUUCACAACCAGGCAUCAAAUAAGAUUUUUUGAUUUGCAGAUGGCUACAUAAAUAAAAUGUGGAUUCGGGGUUUUGUAAAAGAAAGUGCAUUGCUCUUAAUAUCUGCGCAGUAUUCACUGAACUGAAUUUUGAAGUUUUUGAAUCAUUUGCAGUCUGUUCUUUUAUGAGUCAUAAAGAUUUGUUUAUAUUUUGGUUUAGCUGCAAAUGUAUGUUAAUCACGACAGAAGGACCCUCCAUCAUUUGUCAAAUAAUUAAUAUGAUUGUAAUGCUCAAAUAAAUGAGAAAAACAA
This is a messenger RNA of Plectropomus leopardus (leopard coralgrouper), 3492 nucleotides long. It is a transcript of the gene cog2, whose product is annotated as component of oligomeric golgi complex 2. Gene Ontology annotation, cellular component: COG complex; membrane. NCBI's taxonomy places the organism in Eukaryota, Metazoa, Chordata, Actinopteri, Perciformes, Serranidae. Gene Ontology annotation, biological process: Golgi organization; protein transport; intra-Golgi vesicle-mediated transport. The record is from RefSeq and is a predicted model, not a curated record.